AAAAAGAAACAUCCUUUUCCGACUCUCUCUGUCAAAAGAACCGACGCUCUUCUCGUCUUCCCCUGAUGCUAUAAAACCGCCAUAGCCACAAACCAUUCAGAUCUCCCAAGAGUAUAUUUGCAGCCUGUUUCUCCUUCUCCCUCUCCCCACAUCAAAGUUUGCUCCUUUUCUACUGCAAAGAUCGUAGCUUUUCUCGCGCUAGGAGCCCUUCGUUUCUCGUGUUUCUCUUUGUCCAUUCCAAUCCGAUUUGCCGCGAUGGGUGUUGCGGUUUUACAUCCCCAGAGCCACUUGGUAGCCGACCCUCUCUUCCCCAGAAAGCGCGGCCUGUUGCGGCCCCCGGCGAAGGCGCCGGCCAAGGCCAAGCCCAACGCUAACCGCGCCCACCAGAACCGCCGGAGGAAGAGCUCCGCCAAGUCCCCGGCGACCCCGCCGCCCCCCGCGCCGCCGGCCAAGAGCCUCGUCGUGGGUCAUGUCAGGAUCCUGAAGCGCGGCGAGGUGGUCGCCUCGCCGGCCACGGCUCCGGAGUCGAAAGUCGAAACUGGAGCCGAAAGGACGGAGGAAGUCGCGGCCAGCGUGAGCCCAGCUCCGGAAACGGCUCAAGCCCGGGCCCAGAAGGCCGAGCCGGCCGCCCGGGUCAGUGCCGGGCCCGACCGAGUCCUGGCCGGGUUCUACGCCGGGUCGGCGUUCAUCACGUCGCCGCCGCCUAGCUCGGUCCCGAUGCCGGCGUUUUUCAAUAAGAAGACCGAUGGUCUCGUGGGAUUCGUCGACCCGACGAGCGAUCUGAGGCGGCUUUUGCGGCUGGAUUAGCAGAUGACAGCAAAAUCGGGGGUGUUCCCGAUGGUUUUUCAUACUAAAGUUUGGAACUUGAUGGUGUUUUUCCGAGCUCCGCGACUCUCGAUCCUUCCCUUAUUUUUUCAAGGGGGAGGCCGAGGUCGUCGCGGCUCAGUUAAAGCGAUAGUUGUUUAGGUGACUGGCGACUACUACCGACUCUUUCUUUAAGGUUUAUGUAGCUAGGCUCUAAUUGUCUGUACAGCUUCGUCUCGAAAAGACCCAGUUUUUUCCUCACUUGGGUAGGUUUCAUUCGUGUCUUCUUGUAGCUGAAUUUAGAUUGGUGUUAAGCCUUGAUACGUAGACGUCUGUUUCCAUUUGUUUCUCUCUUUUCUGUUUGUUGGGUUGGGGAAGAUUACAGCUUUGUAUUGUGUUGUCUAGUUUCGAGUUCCUGGUUAAUUUAUAGAGUAUGAAACCUCUGUGAUGAUGUAGUAGCAGCAGCAGCAUCCUCAAUGAAGUUAUAUCAUCUUUUUCGUUUGUGAAA
Messenger RNA from Eucalyptus grandis, 1312 nucleotides. RefSeq names its product translation initiation factor IF-2. The record is from RefSeq and is a predicted model, not a curated record. Lineage: Eukaryota; Viridiplantae; Streptophyta; Magnoliopsida; Myrtales; Myrtaceae. The transcript has a single exon. The coding region runs from base 256 to 807 and encodes 183 amino acids.